Molecule: messenger RNA, 925 nt
Organism: Melanotaenia boesemani (Boeseman's rainbowfish)
Lineage: Eukaryota; Metazoa; Chordata; Actinopteri; Atheriniformes; Melanotaeniidae
Gene: pvalb9
Product: parvalbumin 9
Exons: 5
Coding region: 183-512 (109 amino acids)
Cellular component (GO): nucleus; cytoplasm
Molecular function (GO): calcium ion binding
Source: RefSeq, a predicted model, not a curated record
AACACGAGAAGGAGGCUGCUGUGGCUACAGGAUAAUUUGAUCCCUGGACAGUUUGGAAACUCAAGCAUCCUUCUGUACAUCCUGUCUAGAGUAUAUAAGACAACAGUCAGCAGUCACCACUGAGCCUUAUCUGCUGCUUGCUGCUUUGGAUCUGGACAGAGAGGAGCCAACAGUGGACCAACAUGUCGCUUACCUCCAUUCUAUCAGCUGAAGCCAUUGAAAAUGCUGUCAAGGACUGUCAAGCUCCAGAUUCAUUCUGCUACAAGAAGUUCUUUCAGCUGUGUGGCCUGUCCUCAAAGACACCCAAGGAGGUCAGAGAUGUCUUUCAGAUCCUCGACGAGGACAACAGCGGCUAUAUCGAGGAAUCUGAGCUCAAGUACUUCCUGCAGCGGUUCGUUCCUGGGGCGAGAACCCUGACCGAAGCAGAAACCAAGAGCUUGAUCUCAGCAGGUGAUGAUGACAGUGAUGGACGAAUUGGAGUAGAUGAAUUCCAGACUAUGGUCCUGUCCUGAGUUUGACAAAUUACAAGAAGUCUUCAGGUCUUUGGACAUCUUUCCCCACCUCUGGAGUCUUCUGAGCCAAGCUUCCAUUCCCAAGAACUAAAGAUUUUUUCUUUGGUUUUUUUUUGUUUCUUCUGUUCACUUCUGUGUGCUCUUGGUUUUAAAUGACCUUAUGUCAUUUUAAAUGCAAAACAUUUUAAUGUGUCUUUCACUUGGUCCUUGUUCACAUACCACCUUUGAAAUGAAUAAAUGUGGAAACCUACAUCUGUGCACAGAGUGUUCACAUUCAACAAAUUCCAUAAGGGUAUUUUGUUAACACAAUCUAUGGUAGUGGGACUGAAAAACAUUUCGGAAUUAUUUGAUAGUGACAUUGUGUAAACUCAUUUCAAUGCCGAGCUCCAUAUUGUAAUAAAAGAAUUCUUGGA